Lepus europaeus (European hare) is the source of this 3003-nucleotide messenger RNA. It is a transcript of the gene AKR1A1, whose product is annotated as aldo-keto reductase family 1 member A1. The transcript is spliced from 11 exons. Bases 351 to 2285 code for a protein of 644 amino acids. Gene Ontology annotation, cellular component: cytosol. Lineage: Eukaryota; Metazoa; Chordata; Mammalia; Lagomorpha; Leporidae. The record is from RefSeq and is a predicted model, not a curated record. Gene Ontology annotation, biological process: aldehyde catabolic process. Gene Ontology annotation, molecular function: nucleic acid binding; aldose reductase (NADPH) activity.
GUGACCGGCGACACCGUCUUUCCUCGGACCCCAAGUUCGGCAAACGCUCGCGGUCAAACCGAGGUCCGAGCUCCGGCCAGUCCGACAUCCGGCGCUCAGGGGAGGGGACGGGGCAGCCUCCCACCGACGCCUCCCAACCCCUCGGCUCCCUCCCGGGGAGGCCGGGCUGCAAUGGGGCGGGGUCCGCCCCGCGCGUGAUGCUGGGUGCCCGGCCCCGUGCCCUCCCUCAGGGUGGAGCUUCCUCCUCACCGCCAGACUUAAGCUGAAGCCCUUGGCCACGCGGGAGGGUGUGGAUUGAGCCCAGGUCACGGCGUGUGCGCUCGCUCUGUGCUCGUGCCGAGGGGACAGUGAUGGCUUCCUGUGUCAUUCUGCACACUGGGCAGAAGAUGCCCCUAAUUGGUCUGGGCACCUGGAAGAGUGAGCCUGGCCAGGUUAAAGCAGCUGUUAAAUAUGCCCUUAGUGUGGGCUACCGCCACAUUGACUGUGCUGCUCUCUACAGCAACGAGGCUGAGAUUGGCGAGGCCCUGAAGGAGAACGUAGGACCCGGCAAGGCAGUGCCCCGGGAGGAGCUGUUUGUGACAUCCAAGCUGUGGAACACCAAGCACCACCCUGAGGAUGUGGAGCCUGCCCUCCGGAAGACACUGGCCGACCUCCAGCUGGAGUAUCUGGACCUGUACCUGAUGCACUGGCCUCAUGCUUUUGAACGGGGGGACGACCUCUUUCCCAAGAAUGCUGAUGGAUCUGUGCGUUAUGACUCCAUCCACUACAAGGAGACCUGGAAAGCAAUGGAGGCGCUGGUGGCUAAGGGGCUGGUGCGGGCACUGGGCCUGCCCAACUUCAACAGUCGGCAGAUCGAUGAUGUGCUCAGCGUGGCCUCAGUGCGCCCCGCCGUCUUGCAGGUGGAAUGCCACCCAUACCUGGCUCAGAAUGAGCUGAUUGCCCACUGCCAAGCACGUGGCCUGGAGGUGACUGCUUACAGCCCUUUGGGCUCCUCUGACCGUGCUUGGCGCGAUCCUGAAGAGCCUGUUCUGCUGGAGGAACCCGUGGUCCUGGCACUGGCUGAAAAGUACGGCCGAUCACCAGCCCAGAUCCUGCUCAGGUGGCAGGUGCAGCGGAAAGUGAUCUGCAUCCCCAAGAGUGUCACUCCUUCCCGCAUCCUGCAGAACAUCCAGGUGUUUGACUUCACCUUUAGCCCGGAAGUGAUGAAGCAGCUGGAUGCCCUGAACAGAAACUGGCGCUACAUCGUGCCCAUGAUUGUGAUUAAGGCGCGAGUCUUUCAGCCAGGAUCCAAUGGACACCCUGAUCAGGUGCCCUACAUUACCACGUGGGAGGAUCUUUCACGUAACCCCCCUCCCUGGAUAGAACCCUUCUCCUUCCCGACGGAGCCCAUACGGACCCCGUUACCCCUUCCUCGGCCAUCCCCAACUCCUUUGAUACCUUCCUCCCCGAUACCCCCUCCUCCUAUCCCGGUUGUGCCAACCUCCUCCCUAUACCCUCUGAAGGAGAUUCGAGAUCCAAAACCUGACAAGCCACCGGUUCUUCCGGCUGAUCAGGACUUUCUGCUCUUUGACUCUCCCCCACCCUAUCUUCCCGGCCAGCCUGCUCCCCCGCAGGAACCCCCACAACAACCAGAGCGGGUCCGGUUUGGGACUGCCACCUCUUUAAACCCGGCCACCCUGCUCCCGGAACUGGGGCCCCAGGCCCAGGUAAUCCAUAACUGUCACCAAAUCCUGGCUGAGGCCCACGGCACCCGAAAAGACCUAACCGACCAGCCUCUGCCGGAUGCCGAAAUGACCUGGUUCACGGAUGGGAGCAGCUUUCUACAGAACGACACCUUCUCCGGAUGGACUGAGGCAUUCCCCACAAAACGGGAAACCGCCCGGGUGGUCGUCAAGAAGAUCAUAGAGGAGAUCUUCCCCCGGUUCGGCUUGCCUAAGGCCCGGUUGAGAGCGCUCCAGAUCAUCCAGAACCAGGUCUGGAAACCUCUUGCAGCAGCCUACCAACCCGAGACGACAACCAUCCCACAUCCUUUCCAAAUCGGUGAUGCUGUGUAUGUCCGAAGGCACCAAUCUAAGACUCUCGAGCCCCGGUGGAAAGGCCCCUUCACUGUGCUGUUGACAACUCCCACCGCUCUCAAGGUCGACGGAAUCGCUGCUUGGGUCCACGCCUCACACGUGAAGCGAGCACCACCUCCCCAGGGCCCCGAGGAUCCGGAUAGACCAGCCAAAUGGAAGCUCCAGCGCACUCAGAACCCACUCAAGCUAAGACUUUCAAAAACUGUUUAAUAUUUGUGAUGUUCCUGGCCUUUCCCCAUUGUUUUUCCAAUCCCCAUGCUCCACAAUUGUUAACGUGGAACCCAACCCAGUCCAGCAAGAACAGAGUUCCCUCCCUCCAGUGAGGCAGGCUCUCCCCAGGCAGGUCCAAUAGAUUUUAGGAUUAAAAUCUUUGCAAAAAGAAAAGGAGGGAAUGAAGGACCCUUAUGGGGGAGAGGGACAAGAAACUAGGCCUGGGCAGAUAUCAGGGGCUUCUUAAGAGGUUAGAUGUUCCCCAGAGUCCAGCGGGCAGGACGUUCUCUGGGAAGGAAAAGUCAAUCCCCUUCAGAGAACCUCUAGGCAUGCCCAGAGCAGAGCUGCCACUCUCCUCAGCACUCUCCUCAGCACUCUCCCUCAGCAUUCUCCUCAGCACUCUCCUCAGCACUCUCCUCAGCACUCUCCUCAGCACUCUCCUCAGCAUUCUCCUCAGCACUCUCCUCAGCACUCUCCUCAGCACUCUCCUCAGCAUUCUCCGGUAUGCUAAUUGUCCCUCCGAACCAGCCAAUCCCGUGUUGCCACUGCAUUCCAUAUGCUAAUGGUCCCUCUGAACUGACCAAUCCUAUGCAUGCGCAUUAGGAAUAUGCUAAUUCGUUGCCUAUAUAACCUGUGUGAAACUGCCGCUCAGGGCUCCUCACUGCCUGAGGUGGGGGCCCGUUUGCGCAAACGUUCAAUAAAACCUCGUGCUUUUUGC